CACCGAGGAAGGUCUUCUUUUACGACAACCCCAAAAGACGACAAGAACGAUGCCCCUGACCUCGUCGCCGACUAGUUCGCCAAUCGUCGAGGCGUCGUCACCAAGGCCGGAGUCUCCUCCUAACCAAGGUGGCAUGCAAACCCACGGAAGCUGGGAUCAGGGUGGCCCGUUGAGCCAGGGCUCGCAGCCUACAGCACAGGGCCGACAGGGGCCGACGUCAUCUUCGACAAAGGCGCCCUCCUUGUCCUUUGCCAAUGUGGAGCAAGCGGGUUCUGCUCGCUCGUCUGAAGCUGGAGCUGGACGAGGCACGGCCACUGCAGACGGCUCUGCUUCUACUUCUGCGUCGUCAGCGUUGGUGAAGAGAAGUGAUCCCAUGGAACUCGUCCUUCAAGAGUUCGAGCCUUUCGAUAGUCAGUCGUUGGUCAUCCAGCCUUUUGAAGAGGAUGCAUUGAGCGAUGAGGAGUUUCAUCAGGAGUUGACCCGCCGAAUCCUCCAACUAAUGUUGGAGACCCACGCCUGGUGUGCGGUGAAGCCCAGAGCGGAGCGACAAGCACAGACCGAGCAGCUCGAGAGGAGGAUCAACGAAAUGACUGAGGCUGAACAUAAGCAUGAGGAGGCGCGUCGAAAGUUGAUGUCGUUCGUCCAGAUGAUGCGGAAGGCUGUUGAUGCCCUUACUUAGCGCAGUGGGCUAUCGAUUGGCGUGUCUCUGCAUCGGUUUAUCAUCGCUCGGACGGUUGUAAAAGUACAAAGUAUCCCAUUGUCCAAUGAAUGUCGUUCGUCGUCCUUGUCAGACGGU
This is a messenger RNA of Coprinopsis cinerea okayama7#130, 796 nucleotides long. RefSeq lists its product as hypothetical. Bases 50 to 679 code for a protein of 209 amino acids. The record is from RefSeq and is a predicted model, not a curated record. The transcript has 4 exons. Lineage: Eukaryota; Fungi; Basidiomycota; Agaricomycetes; Agaricales; Psathyrellaceae.